AUGGUGCAAGCCGAAUCCUCCAAGACUGCCGAGCGCAAUGCUCUCAGAGCCGUUACUGCAGGUUCUCCUGCAGACUAUGAGCUCCCCUGGGUUGAAAAGUACCGCCCGAUCUUCCUCGAUGAUAUUGUCGGUAACACAGAGACGGUGGAACGGCUGAAGAUUAUUGCCAAGGAUGGUAAUAUGCCUCACGUUAUUAUCUCUGGCAUGCCGGGUAUUGGAAAGACCACUUCGAUUCUGUGUCUGGCUAGGCAAUUACUCGGGGAUGCCUAUAAGGAGGCUGUUUUGGAGUUGAAUGCUAGUGACGAGCGAGGUAUCGACGUCGUUCGUAACCGAAUCAAGGGUUUCGCCCAGAAAAAGGUCACAUUGCCCCCAGGCAAGCACAAGCUAGUUAUUCUCGACGAAGCCGAUAGCAUGACCCCCGGUGCUCAACAAGCCCUCCGACGUACAAUGGAAAUCUACUCAACGACAACCCGUUUCGCUUUUGCCUGCAAUCAAUCGAACAAAAUCAUCGAACCCCUGCAAUCCCGUUGUGCAAUCCUCCGCUAUGCUCGCUUGACCGACGCCCAGGUCGUCAAGCGAGUGCUGCAGAUCUGCGAGGCGGAAAAGGUCCAACACUCCGAGGAUGGAAUUGCGGCUUUGGUCUUCAGUGCCGAGGGUGAUAUGCGUCAGGCUAUCAAUAACCUGCAGAGUACUUGGUCGGGCUUUGGCUUUGUGAGCGGCGAUAAUGUCUUCCGUGUUGUGGAUAGCCCGCAUCCCGUCAAGGUUCAGGCUAUGAUCAAGGCUUGUUGGGAGGGGAAGGUGGAUGCUGCGUUGGAGAUUUUGAAUGAGCUCUGGACGCUGGGAUAUUCCUCGCACGAUAUCAUUAGCACCAUGUUCCGGGUGACCAAGACCAUUCCCACGCUCUCGGAGCAUUCCAAGUUGGAAUUCAUCAAGGAGAUUGGAUUCACGCACAUGCGUAUCUUGGAUGGAGUGCAGUCGCUGCUGCAACUGAGUGGUUGCAUCUCGAAACUCUGCAAGAUUAACAUGAAGCCGGAGCUAUUCCAGCCACCCAAGGCUUGA
Molecule: messenger RNA, 1059 nt
Organism: Penicillium cataractarum
Lineage: Eukaryota; Fungi; Ascomycota; Eurotiomycetes; Eurotiales; Aspergillaceae
Product: replication factor C subunit 4
Exons: 5
Coding region: 1-1059 (352 amino acids)
Biological process (GO): DNA repair; DNA-templated DNA replication
Cellular component (GO): Ctf18 RFC-like complex; DNA replication factor C complex; nucleus
Molecular function (GO): DNA binding; ATP binding; ATP hydrolysis activity
Source: RefSeq, a predicted model, not a curated record